Chenopodium quinoa (quinoa) is the source of this 2924-nucleotide messenger RNA. Its product is annotated as sterol 3-beta-glucosyltransferase UGT80B1-like. The coding region runs from base 784 to 2565 and encodes 593 amino acids. NCBI's taxonomy places the organism in Eukaryota, Viridiplantae, Streptophyta, Magnoliopsida, Caryophyllales, Amaranthaceae. Gene Ontology annotation, biological process: carbohydrate metabolic process. The record is from RefSeq and is a predicted model, not a curated record. Gene Ontology annotation, molecular function: hexosyltransferase activity; UDP-glycosyltransferase activity. The transcript has 14 exons.
UUAUCUUACCUCUACUCUCAAGUGUUGACCCGUUACAAACUCAACCUGACAAGACCUGUUCCGAACCCGGCUUGCACACCGAAUCUGACAGCUAAGAGGUGGGGGGGAGCUUGAAUGUGGGCCUACACAAUGCAUUGCACAAUACCGUCAUAAUUUCCAUAGAAGUUAACACACAGGCACUGCUACACCAACGUGGUCGUUGGCAUUUCCAAUACCCCAAUCAUUAUUCUCCUUUUACUCCAAUUAUCGUCAACCCAAUUCUCUCGUUGUUAAAAAAAUUAAAUUACAAUUUCCAGCAUAAAACAAAAAAAUAAUUCAAUUGCUAAAACAGUAUAAACUGCUCAAUCAUACAAAAGUCUUAAUUAAUUCUGUAAAAACCCAUUUCAAAACCCCCACUUUUCUGGGAUUUUUUUUAUUAAGAUUGUGCGCAAAUUUAAAUUUACGCAGAAAAGUUGCUGCACCUAACAUUCUAUUAUACUUUGAUUUUGACUAGCGGUUUAAACUCUUACCAUAUCUACUGUUUCAGGGGAUUUAUGUUUGACUGGUUCAAUUAAUUUAUUUUUUAUUUUAUUCAAUUGAAUUUUAUCGGAUGAAUUGGGUUUCUUCUUAAUUCUUUGGUUUGAAUUCUUUAAUUUUUUUAUAAUUAUUUAUUGGGUUUGCUUCUGAUUUUUGUGGGCAAUUUUAGAAUCAGAUUUUUACAAUAAUUUUUUUUUUUUUUUUUUUUUUUUUUUUUUUUUUUUUUUUGGGGUAUUAGCCUGAGAAAUUGUGUAUGAUAUAAUUUCAAUGGAGAAUAAAGGGUGUAUUAAUUUAGAAGAAAGAUAUGAUAUUGGGGAAGAAAUUAGCAUUGGUGAGGAACAUGAAAUUCGAGUUGUUGCCGAGUCUGAAACAGACAAUAAAGUCUUAAUUAAUGAUGAUGAUGUGAAGAAAGAUGAUCAUGUGCAUUAUUUGAGGCAGUCUUCACUUCCAGAAAUUCAUUCCAAUCCUCCAAAAAGAGGGUUGGAUCACAGUAUUACAGCGCCUUCAGGUGGUAUUGAAGCCCAUAAAAGUUUAUUGGUUGAUAAAGAUGACAUCAUAAUGAGCAAGUCUAAGAGUCAUCAGGACAGUAGAAGACAUGAUAUGAAAUUGGAUAGACUAUCACAGCGUGAUAAGGAAAAGCUUAUCGCAAACAUAGUUAAAAUACAAAAUGACGGAACAGUGGAGGUGGAUUUAUCUAGAAAUUCCUCUGUAACUUCUGAGCUUUUGGAGCUUCAUUCUGUUGAAAGUGCUUCUCUUCCUGCUAAUGAAAUUGCUCCUAAUCACAAUAAAUCUGUACCAAGAUUGCAAAUUGCCCUUCUUGUUGUUGGGACAAGAGGAGAUGUUCAACCAUUUCUAGCUAUGGCAAAGAGACUUCAGGAAUUUGGUCAUCGUGUUCGGUUGGCUACGCAUACUAACUUUAGAGAUUUUGUCAAAUCUGCUGGCGUUGAAUUCUAUCCCUUAGGUGGUGAUCCUCGAGUUCUGGCAGGGUAUAUGGCAAGAAAUAAGGGGCUUAUUCCCUCUGCCCCAGGAGAAAUUUCAAUUCAACGGAAGCAAUUGAAGGCUAUUAUCGAAUCACUUCUUCCUGCAUGUACAGAACCAGAUAUAGAGACUAGCGUGUCUUUUAGAGCUCAAGCAAUCAUUGCUAAUCCUCCUGCUUACGGGCAUGUGCAUGCUGCAGAAGCUCUUGGUGUACCUCUACACAUAUUCUUCACAAUGCCAUGGACGCCAACUUAUGAGUUUCCACAUCCACUGGCUCGUGUACCACAAAGCUAUGGUAACUGGUUGUCAUACAUAAUUGUUGACUUGAUGAUUUGGUGGGGCAUAAGGAGCUAUAUCAACGACUUCAGGAAAAGGAAGCUGAAACUUCCUCCUAUUGCAUACUUUAGCAUGUACCAUGGAUCUAUAUCUCAUUUGCCUACAGGAUACAUGUGGAGUCCUCAUGUCGUUCCAAAACCAAAAGAUUGGGGUCCCUUGGUUGAUGUUGUUGGUUAUUGUUUCUUAAAUCUUGGUUCUAAGUAUCAACCAAAGGGAGCAUUUGUUGAGUGGAUAAAGAAAGGGCAGAGACCCAUCUAUAUUGGAUUUGGGAGUAUGCCUCUUGAAGAUCCCAGAAAAACGACCAGUAUCAUAUUGGAAGCAUUAAAAGAUACUGGACAACGUGGAAUACUCGAUCGUGGCUGGGGAGACCUUGGUAUUUUUUCAGAAGUUCUGGAUCAUAUCUUCCUUCUUGAGAACUGCCCCCACGAUUGGCUUUUUCCUCAAUGUUCUGCUGUGGUUCAUCAUGGUGGUGCUGGAACUACGGCCACUGGACUAAGAGCUGGUUGCCCAACAACUGUAAUACCAUUUUUUGGCGAUCAGUUCUUUUGGGGUGAUAGAAUUCAUCAGAAAGGUUUGGGACCUGAACCAAUUCCUAUUGCUCAGCUCAGCACUGACGCUCUGUCAAGUGCUAUACGAUUUAUGCUCCAACCUGAGAAUAGAUACAAGCCAUGUUCAAGCAAGCUGUCUUGUAUUGAAUGGCAUAUGUUAUAUGAGGUGGAGAUGUCUUUGAUUUAAAGGCUCCCUGUGGACCUGACAUCAUGAACCUUCUAGGAUAAUUUAUAUUGCGAUGGACAUUCUGUGAACUAACUGUUCUGCCUGGAGUAGUACUUAUGAAGAAAUUAACACUGGGGAAGACAUGACAUUAGGAUAGUGGUGUAUGUAUAAAUAUGAUUUGAUAUGUAUUCUGUCUUGCAUUAAGCUACUACUGAAGUUGGACUGAAGUUUUUCUUUCUACUGUUGGAAAAAAGAAAGGUAAUAGAAUUGCUGGCUGAUAUGCAAUUAUUGGGGGUUAAUAUACAAAUGAUAAUUUUAAGUGUUAAUAUUCUGGUUUCUUGCCUAAAGUCGGUGAUACAAAUUAGCUUCACACUGUAAUG